UUCCUUGGCAUUGCAUCGCCAGAUACUGUCGGAUCGGUGCAUGUUGAGAUUUCAUGUCAGUAACUCGUGUGACUACUAAAUAAAUGGAACAUAAAAGUGUUAACACUUUUUAAUCUUUAUGCUAAAGCCUUAAAAAAAUAAUUGAUUAGUGUCUAUCACAUUUUGUCAAAAUGAUUAUAAGUAUUUUACUAGUGAUUGUAACAUUGGGAUUAACGUUGUAUCAUUGUAAAACUCAUUAUGGCAGAACGGGAAAAUUAGUGAACAAAAUUCCUGGACCAACUGCUCACCCUUUACUUGGAAAUGUUUGGGAAUUCAUGGUUCCGUUAAACGAACUUUGGGUCGUCUUGAGGAAAAUUCACACAAAAUAUUACCCGAUCAACCGAAUAUGGCUUGGAGUAAUGCCUACUGUCAGUAUAUAUCAUCCAGAUGAUGUGCAGAUCGUGUUGAGUAGUACGAAACACACGGAAAAAAGUCAGAUUUACAGCUUUUUGCAUCCGUGGUUAGGUAGAGGAUUGCUGACAAGUACAGGUCCAAAAUGGCAGACGCGAAGAAAAAUGCUUACUCCAGCUUUCCAUUUCAACAUCCUUCAAGAAUUUGUAGAUGUUUUUGUAGAACAAUCAGAAGUGUUCGUUCGGAAUUUGAAGUCUGAUGGAGACGAAAUAAUCAAGGAUAUAAUACCCUUGCUAACCAAAUUCACUCUAGACUCGAUAUGUGAAACAGCUAUGGGGACAGAAUUGACUGAAGAUGAAAGCGAAGAUAGUUACAGAAAUGCUGUUUUGGAAAUGGGAACCCAUGUUAUUCAUAGAAUGAUAAGACCUUGGUUACAUUUUGAUUGGAUCUUUAAAUUAACGCCAACUGGAUUCCGACAACGUAAAGUUCUUAAACACCUUCACCAAUUGACCAAUACAAUUAUAGCAGAACGAAAGCAGUAUCAUGAACAAAAAUCGAAGGAAAAUAAAAUCGCUCAGCCGAAAAAGGACCAUUUGAAAGGUAAAUCAAACGGUGGGCGGAAGGAAAGAUUGGCCAUGCUUGACAUUCUCAUAACUGCCUCAAACAACGAAGGUUCUAUCGAUAACGAUGGAAUCAGGGAAGAAGUGGACACGUUCGUUUUUGAAGGUCACGACACUACAUCAAUGGGUGCUUGUUUCCUAUUAGCACUGUUAGCUGAACAUAAAGAAAUUCAGGAGCGUGUAAGGAAGGAAGUGUGUGAAGUGAUGAAGGAAUGCGGCGGAAAAUUCGGAAUGUCGGAUGUAAAUAAAUUAGUUUACCUCGACAGGUGUAUUAAGGAAUCUCUGCGAAUGUAUCCAAGCGUACCAACAAUAACUCGAGUCCUCCACGAAGACUUACAAUUAAAAAAUUAUCUGGUGCCAGCGGGUGCGAAUGUUCACGUUUAUAUUUACGAUCUACAAAGGGAUCCUCAUUUCUGGCCCAAUCCUACAGUUUACGAUCCAGACAGAUUUCUACCGGAAAAUUCGAGAAACAGACAUCCUUAUGCAUAUGUACCUUUCAGUGGUGGUCCACGUAACUGUAUUGGUCAGAAAUUUGCACUCUUGGAAUUGAAGGUUUUGGUAGCUCAGGUGCUCUAUAAUUUCAACCUCGAACCUAUUGAUUUGGCUCACGAUAUUAUUGUAAUGCAAGAUUUGGUAAUCAGGCCUAUGCAAGCAGUUCGGGUCAAGUUCGUGUCAAGGGUGAAUCAAAAUCUACUUGAAAGUGCUUUAUGAAUAUGUGGUGAUACUUUCUACUUAAAGUUAGAACAUAAUCUAUAAGGAAGAAAUGGACUUUUUAUUGUAGUAUUCUUGUUACUGGGUUAUUUAUAAAAAAAUUAAUUGAUCUGUAAAUCGAAAUAGUAAAUGAUUGAAUGUAAACAAUUUUUAUGUAAGAAGAUACUAAAUUAUAUAUAAUAAUUAACAUUAUAGUCAUUACGG
This is a messenger RNA of Belonocnema kinseyi, 1925 nucleotides long. Its product is annotated as cytochrome P450 4C1-like. The transcript has 12 exons. The coding region runs from base 171 to 1721 and encodes 516 amino acids. The record is from RefSeq and is a predicted model, not a curated record. Gene Ontology annotation, molecular function: oxidoreductase activity, acting on paired donors, with incorporation or reduction of molecular oxygen; monooxygenase activity; heme binding. NCBI's taxonomy places the organism in Eukaryota, Metazoa, Arthropoda, Insecta, Hymenoptera, Cynipidae.